Molecule: messenger RNA, 637 nt
Organism: Microplitis demolitor
Lineage: Eukaryota; Metazoa; Arthropoda; Insecta; Hymenoptera; Braconidae
Exons: 3
Coding region: 91-489 (132 amino acids)
Source: RefSeq, a predicted model, not a curated record
ACGAACAAAAAUUUGAUAGAAACGGCUACUGCUUUGGACCAAACACAUACUCUGUUACACACUUCGCAGAAUCUAUCUGUAAAUGUGAAAAUGCCAGUAAAAUCAUCUGCCUCAAUUGAAAUAACACAAGAAAUAAGUAAAGAUUACACUAUUGAUAAUGAAAUUGAAAUUUCCAAUAGACAGGAUUCAAAUUGUAAAAAUGAAGUCAUUUGCUUGAUAAACGAAAAUUUAAUGGAAAUGGCUAUUUCUUUGGAUCAAACAUCAAUUCUAGCACACACUUUACAGACUAUAUCAAAUAAUUUCACUAACUCAACCGAAUCUACUGCUUUCUUUAAAAUAAUAGGAGAAAAGUAUCAGGAUUAUACUAUCAAUAAUAAAGAUGAAAAUGCAUACAAAUUAAAACAGUUGAUUGAUACGCAUGACAUUAAGGUACAGUUAUUCUUAAUAAAAAUAUUUCAUAAGUCUGAUACUGUUUUUCUCCGGCUAUAAUUCGGAUGAUCAUAAAAAUUCAAUUCAAUAUUAUUCGCAAAUAUUUAUUUAAAUUAAUAUAAGAUGCAUUCGAUGUUAUGAUAUUUAAGUUAUAUUGAUAUUUUGAUUUAAUUCUGUCGCCAAUUUAUUAACUUUCGUUAUCUGGAAA